Messenger RNA from Aureococcus anophagefferens, 900 nucleotides. RefSeq lists its product as hypothetical. The transcript has a single exon. The record is from RefSeq and is a predicted model, not a curated record. NCBI's taxonomy places the organism in Eukaryota, Pelagophyceae, Pelagomonadales, Pelagomonadaceae. The coding region runs from base 1 to 900 and encodes 299 amino acids. Gene Ontology annotation, biological process: carbohydrate metabolic process.
AUGGCUGCGAGCUGCCGCACGGCGUCGCCUCAUUGGCGCCGAUGCGCAGCAGCGGUGCUCGCGCGGCGCUCCCUGUCGACGAGCGUUAAGCGCAUCAAUCUCAACGCGGACCUCGCCGAGGGCUACGGCCCGUGGACCAUGACCGCCGACGCGGAGCUCAUGGACAUCGUCACGAGCGCGAACGUGGCCUGCGGCGGCCACGCGGGCGACGAGAAUAUCAUGGUCGCGGCCUGUGCGCUCGCGGCAGCGCGCGGCGUGUCCGUCGGCAGCCACCCGGGCUACGCGGACAAGCCCGGCUUCGGGCGCCGCGUCAUCCCCAUGGCCCUCGACGAGAUCGAGACCUUGGUGGCGUCGCAGACGGGCGCGCUGCUCGGCGUCGCGGGCCUCGCGCGGUCGCGCGGCCACGACGUCGCCGUGACGCACUGCAAGCCCCACGGCGCCUUGAACAACGUCGCGUGCGUGGACGCCGACGUCGCGGCGGCGAUCGCGCGCGCGGUCCGCGCCGUCGACCCGGGCCUCAUCAUGCUCGCGCCGGCGGCGUCGGAGCUCCUGAAGGCCGCGGAGGAAGCGGGGCUCGCGACGGCGUCGGAGGUCUUCGCGGAUCGCGCGUACAUGGCCGACGGGACCCUGGCGCCGCGGGCCAUGGCGGGGUCGGUGAUCCACGACGCCGACGCCGCCAUCGAGCACGCCCUUCGUUUAGCGUCGGGCGCGCCGGUGAAGGCCUUCGACACGGGCGAGGACGUCGUCCUCCGCGCGGACAGCAUCUGCGUCCACGGCGACAAGCCGUCGGCCGUCGCGCAGGCGCGCGGCGUCCGGGACGCGCUCCUCGCCGAGGGGUUCGUGCUCUGCACGCUGCCGGAGCUCGUCGCCGAAAACAAGGGGGGUUUUGGGAGUGUGUAA